UUAAAUAAAAAAACACAAGAGGAAAAGAAAAAAAAAAAACAAAAAAAGGAAGAAACCGAAUCCUCUUCUCUCAGUUUGUUUCUCGCGAAAACAGCUGAGAAAAUUUUCUCGAGAAAGUCUAUGAAGUGAUAAUCGGUGGUGGUUGGAGAUUUCGCGGGAGCUCAGAGGUUUAGAACCAUGACGUCCGGGACGAGAAUGCCGACGUGGAAGGAGAGAGAGAAUAACAAGCGGAGGGAGAGGAGGCGGAGAGCGAUCGCGGCGAAGAUCUUCGCAGGGCUGCGAAUGUACGGAAAUUAUAAGCUCCCGAAGCACUGCGACAACAACGAGGUCUUGAAAGCUCUCUGCAGCGAGGCUGGCUGGACGGUGGAGGAAGAUGGCACCACUUACAGAAAGGGAUGCAAGCCUGUUGAUCGCAUGGAUAUCAUGGGAGGUUCUACAUCAGCUAGUCCAUGUUCAUCAUAUCAGCCAAGUCCCUGUGCUUCCUACAAUCCAAGUCCUGCUUCAUCUUCCUUCCCAAGCCCAGUUUCAUCUCACCGUUACACUUCAAAUGGUAAUGGUAAUGCUGAUCCAAAUUCCCUAAUCCCAUGGCUUAGAAACCUCUCCUCUGGUUCAUCAUCAGCCUCAUCCAAGCUUGCCCACCACCUUUACAUUGCUGGAGGGUCGAUAAGUGCUCCAGUCACUCCACCAUUGAGCUCCCCAACUUCUCGGACUCCUCGAAAUGAAUGGGAUGACCCCUCGGCUGGCUCAGCUUGGGCUGGUCAGCGCUAUUCUUUGAUGCCUUCUUCCACUCCACCUAGUCCCAGCCGGCAAGUCCUACCUGAAUCAGGAUGGCUUUCCAGGUUGGAAAUUCCCCUAAGUGGGCCAUCAUCCCCUACAUUUAGUCUUGUCUCACGAAAUCCAUUUGGGUUCAAAGAAGAGGCAUUUUCAGCUGGUGGUUCAAGGAUGUUGACUCCUGGGCAAAGUGGAACAUGCUCUCCGGCUGUUCCUGCAGGCAUUGAUCAAACAGCAGAUAUUCCAAUGUCAGAUGCCAUUACUUCUGAAUUUGCAUUUGGCAAUAAUGCUACAGGAUUAGUGAAGCCCUGGGAAGGAGAGAGGAUUCACGAGGAAUGUGUAGCUGAUGAUCUUGAACUUACUCUUGGAAACUCAAAAACCAGAUAGAGCUUCAUGGAAGAGGGUGAGAAUAUUAUUCACAGGUCUUCAUUUGGUUUCUUCCAUCUCUUUAUCAAGAAAGAACUCAAACAUCAUGUCCAAAAUCCAAGAUUCUGCGUGUUCUGGCUGGUAACCGAGUUGGGUCAGUACAGUGAGUAGAAGCAGGCUCCCCCUUCUUCUAAGCCAAAAAAAAUUAAUUUAUAAAUAGCUCAAGCUGCCUUUUAGUGCAGUUUAUCUUCCAUUCUAUUACUAUCUUUUUUUUAUGAGUAGUUUUAGUCAUGGCAUUGACAUUGCUAUCAGUUGUUUGGUGUGAUUCCGGGUUUGUGAUUGGAUGGGAUUCGAAUGUUCAAAAUUUACAUCUUAGUUUGUUUUCUCCUGAUGCAAAUUUUUGUCGAGGUCCCUGUCUUUUCCUUUUGUGAUCUUCACUAUCCCUAGGGAAGUGAAGAAAUCACACGACACAACACAGAAAAGCACUAGCAGAUGAAUAUCUGUUUGGUUUCCAAAUGAUUCGGAUGAUGUUGAAUGGUUCUGCUUUGGGAAACAGAAUGCCAGCCCUGUGUAUCAUUUGGAGGUAAAUUGUGUGCAUUUCAUAAAUCUGUCAAUGGGACUGGUCAAAGUAUUAUUUCUUCCUUGGGAAGAAGGAAGAGCUGUAAAAAAAGGGAAAUGUCCUGAAUUGCUUGUAGUACAGUUUGUUUUCCAUGUUUAUUUAAGUCCAUUGUUCACUGUUAAGCCUGCAUUCUUGGAUUUCCAUGGCCUUUUUUCUGGGUUGAUCAAGCAAUGAUUGAUGUAGCAAUCUUUGUAUGGAGAAAGUCUUGGAUGCUUGGAUCGGAUACUGUAGCCCAUUAUAGACUUUGAGUGAUUGCACACUCAAACACAUACAUAUGCACACAUUAGCCAUGAUUACUGAGCAGUAUGGAGCCAAAAGCAAAGCUUAACCGGUAUGAUGAUGUCUCCCAAAUUGAAGACCCAUAUCUGAUCUCUGUUC
Messenger RNA from Rubroshorea leprosula, 2134 nucleotides. Lineage: Eukaryota; Viridiplantae; Streptophyta; Magnoliopsida; Malvales; Dipterocarpaceae. The record is from the annotation of a GenBank genome assembly.